AUGUCUAGUACCGUUAUUAUAUCGCGAAUACCAGAUCCAUGGCUGUUGCUAUGCUUGAUUGGUAAUAUUAUUCAUGUUAACGAUAUAGCAAUUGUUUUUGCCUUUGAUGCGGAUUGGAGUGGGAUCGUCCAAGGUGAACUAUCUUCGCAUUUCGAAGUGACGAAGAAGGAAGCUGCAAAGGACUGCGCAGCCGCCAGUAUAAAAGCAAAAGGACAAGCAAGAAUGACAUCCGUCCGUCUGGACAAGACGUGUAUUAUUACCAUCAAACAAGUUGAAUAUUUCACCAUGGAACUUGCUAUCGUUUGGGUUUUCCUUAUCAUAGCCAGUGGUGUAAUAGUAGGAGGUCUUCUAAUUGCGGCAAUCGUAUAUCUAGUCGUUGUCUGCAAAAGAAGAAAGGAUCGUAUCACUUUUAUUGCAUCAACCGAUGAAACUGUUCGAUUUGCUGAUAAAUUACAUAAUGAUCAGCUUCAAGAGCAAAUUAGUAAACAAGAUGCGGCUCUGCUGAAUGCCCAGUUCUAUCUGCGCUCCAACACCUCAUUUAUAUUUGUUAAGGAAUUAGUCGAAAUUGGUUCCUUAAAAGACGUCAUUUAUCAAGUUGAUCCACGUAGUACCUGGGGAACUAAAUAUUGUCGUAAAGGGAAAAAAAUAUCGACAAACAUGAUUAAACGAUAUGGAAGACAGAUCUUAGAGGCAAUAUUAUACUUGAAAGAUAACGGAUUUACUGUACAUAAUAAUAUUCACUCUGGAAAUGUUAUGGUAGAAAGAGGAAAUUGUCGGCUGCUGGGCUACCAGGAUUUCUUAUUGCGUAGAAAAGCCCGUAACCACUCUCUGAUUAGCCAAUAUGCUAAAAAUAAAUCGGAGAUUUAUGAUGUAUUACUUUUUGGUCAUAUGCUAUAUGAAAUGAUAUUUGGCUAUGAAUUACAGACAGGAAUGCCUUCUGUAAAAGAUCUUCAAAGAUGCAAGAAUGAAGAAAAAUCGAAUAUACUAGAAUUCACCUUUGGCUUAAACAGUGGAAAUAUACCAUCAUUUCAGAAGUUGGUUACACAUACAUUUUUUGCUGAUGUUGAACUUGAAGAAUUAAAACAACGUUACGGACAGGUUGAUAUCAAAGAAGAUGCACGAAUGAUACUAAAUCUUGUUAAUCGCAGGAGGAGCUCAAAAGGAAGGGCUCAACCUGCAGUACAUACAACUAUCAGCAAUCCUGGCUUAAGCUCUCUUGUCGAAGAUGACACAAUAUCUUCUAUGACCUCAGAGGUUGAAACUGUUUCACAACGAUCACAGCCAGAACCUGCUCCGGACCCAAGGGCAGAUCUCAUGGCUAGCAUUGCCGCAAGAGUUAGGAGUAUGGCUGCUUCACCUUCUAGCCCAACAGCGUCAUCGCCUGUAUCAGCGGCUACUCCAUUAAAUUUUUCACAACCUCAGGAAACUUCGUCAAUGGUGACAACGCCAAUAGCUUCCCCGCUACUUCCAACAAUACCCAAAUUACAUAAAUCGACUACACCAGUAGCUCCUCCAUUGCCACCUCAAGCACCAAAAGCCCCCAAAUCGACUAUACCAAUAGCUCCUCCGAUGCCUCCUCCGGCACCUAAAUUACCAAAUGUUGAAUAUAAAUCGACUCCUCGUCCAAAGUCGGCAGGAAAAGAUACCAUGGCUCUUCUUAAAGAUAUUCGCAAAGGCUCAAAGUUAAGGAAAGCCGUUACCAACGAUCGAAGUGCUCCAAAAAUCUAA
Molecule: messenger RNA, 1728 nt
Organism: Trichoplax adhaerens
Lineage: Eukaryota; Metazoa; Placozoa; Uniplacotomia; Trichoplacea; Trichoplacidae
Exons: 17
Coding region: 1-1728 (575 amino acids)
Biological process (GO): protein phosphorylation
Molecular function (GO): ATP binding; protein kinase activity; actin binding
Source: RefSeq, a predicted model, not a curated record